AGGGCUAAAAGUGUAGUGCAGUGCCGCUCCUCUGCCAUUUAAGCGAUCCAGUUCUUACUAGAAUCAAGCUUUACAUCUGAAUCCUAAAUAAUUAGAACACUCAGGACAUUCUGCCAGACUCCUAGGAAAGUCUUCUUCUGAACAAGGUCUUGCAGCGUGAUUUCUCGCAGGCGUAUUGAUCCUACCGCCAGCCAUGUCCAACAUCAGUGGAGUCUACGUACACGAGCGCGACGAGGGUGUCGAAGAAUUCUAUGAACAGAGAGGUGCCCACUUCCUUGCCGAAAAGAUGAUGGUGAAGAUGAGUCCUACAGUCACAAUUAAAGUGGACGACGAAGGAACUUACAGACUUCACACCAAAACUCAAGUAAAAAAUUUUGAAUGGAUAUUCAAGCUGGGCCAAGAAGUUUCCCUCCCCACUCCCGAUGGCACAAGAACGUUCAUUUUUGAAGUCGAUGAGAACGGAAAAUUGACGCAGACACCAACCGGCGAGUCGGCGAGCAUGGGAGUUCAGAUCGAAAGGGAGUUCUCUGACGACGGAAUGGUCAUGACUCUAAUGCACCUGGCAUCAGGAGAGAGUGCCAAACGCCAUUUUAGACGCAGCCAGUGACAAAGCAAGGAAUUUGACCCUGAGUCCUGAGGACGUAACUUCUAAAUGUACGAACACUCUUCCCGUCGCCGUGGCGAAACAAGAUGCCCAGGAUCCCCGUUCUAGUAUCAGUGCACAAUACAGGAUUUUCGGCCGUAACCCCACGACAGUUGAUCGUUUGAUCAAAGAAUGCAAGACGAUAUGCACGAUUGCAUCAAUUUAUCUAGGAUGAAUAAAGUGCCUCGUGUAGUUGGUGUUCACUUUUACACUACUUCUACUAGUGAUAUUUGUUCCAUCCAUAGAGUAAAAUUAUUGCAAGAUAUAUCGUUAGUUAAAUUAAUGUUACAGUUAUCCCUCAACCAUCUUAGAGUGUGUCUUAUUUCACUUUCAUGUUAGAUACCAUCGUGCCUAAUGACGUUCUCUUGUACGACAACAAGAGAUCUUUAAUUGGGAUUAUUCAAUCAAUGUCUUAACAGUGGGUCCGUAUAAUUCAUUCUAUUCUGUAAACAACUUCAUGUUUACUUUCUGCACAAAUUUUAAACUCGGUUGGCUUCUGGUGUUUAUAGUAACGACGCGCGUUACAAUGAUGUUUUUGUUAUAUUAAUCAUAUAUUUCAUUUAUUAACUGGCAUGCGGUGAUAUUUUACUCUGAUUAAAUUCAAGAUAACUUUCCGAUGAUGAACAAACUGACCAGGGAUGAAAUUUUUGUGCCGUUAUGAUCGUGCGGUUGUGUCAUUCUUUAUGCGUGACGAUAGCUAAUCCUCGUAGACUCAUGAGGUAAUGUGUCUGAUGAAUUUCAUUGCUCUGAUGUGAGAUAAUGCAAAUUUUAUUUCUUAAUUUGUUGACUUAUGUUUCGCGAACAUCAAAGCGAGACCAGAUGAUUCAGUUUAUUUUGUCACGCUUAUAUUUAUUUAUGUAUUUGUUACAUAAGCAAGCGUUUUAAGCGUCACGAUGUGCGGCCAUUGAGCCAAAUCGCUCGUAUGUCGUAACAACUGGAAAUUAUUCAAUUAGGCAAACAUUAAUUUGGAUAAUUGAGUGUUCAUGAUACACCUAUUAUUGAGAAUAGAUCUUACUAAAUGAC
Messenger RNA from Hyalella azteca, 1666 nucleotides. RefSeq lists its product as uncharacterized. The record is from RefSeq and is a predicted model, not a curated record. Gene Ontology annotation, biological process: fatty acid transport. The transcript is spliced from 5 exons. NCBI's taxonomy places the organism in Eukaryota, Metazoa, Arthropoda, Malacostraca, Amphipoda, Hyalellidae. The coding region runs from base 194 to 607 and encodes 137 amino acids. Gene Ontology annotation, cellular component: cytosol; nucleus. Gene Ontology annotation, molecular function: fatty acid binding.